Messenger RNA from Cornus florida, 1293 nucleotides. RefSeq names its product eugenol synthase 1-like. The record is from RefSeq and is a predicted model, not a curated record. The transcript has 5 exons. Lineage: Eukaryota; Viridiplantae; Streptophyta; Magnoliopsida; Cornales; Cornaceae. Bases 1 to 954 code for a protein of 317 amino acids. Gene Ontology annotation, molecular function: oxidoreductase activity.
AUGGAUGGUGGGGUGAGCAAGAUACUGGUAUUUGGGGGAACUGGAUAUGUAGGUAAGUGCAUGGUGAAGGCAAGCAUCAAGAUGGGACAUCCAACAUAUGUCUAUGGAAGGCCACUCACACUCGAUACUAACCCCUCCAAAUUACAACUACACGAGGAGUUACAAUCCAUGGGCGUCACAAUCAUCCAGGGAGAAUUGGACGAGCAUGAGAAGCUUGUAUCAAUCAUGAAAGAAGUGGAUGUUGUAAUCUCUACACUUGCAAUCCCUCAGGUUUUGGACCAACUUAAUAUUAUCAACGCCAUGAAGAUUGCUGGUAAUAUGAAGCGAUUCAUUCCAUCAGAUUUUGGAUGUGAAGAGGACAGAAUAAUUGGUUUGCCCCCAUUUCAAGCUUGCCUUGACAAAAAGAAGAAGAUUAGAAGGGCAACAGAAGAGGCUGGGAUCCCUUACACAUAUGUUUCUUCAACUUGUUUUGCUGAAUACUUCUUUAAUCAUCUGUUCCAUCCACAUGACCAACCAGAGGAACUGGCAAUAUAUGGCACCGGUGAUGCCAAGGUGGCGUUUGCAUCUAAAGAAGACAUUGCCAUUUAUACAAUUAAAGUGGCAAAUGACCCAAGGACCUGCAACAAAACAGUCUUGCUCCGGCCUCCACACAAUGUUAUGUCUCAACUAGAAUUGGUAUCACUUUGGGAGAAGAAAACAGGUCGAAAUCAUAGGAAGGUUCAUGUUUCAGAGGAGGAGAUUGUGAAGCUUUCAGAGACCUCAGAACAUCCGCAUAAUGUACAAGCUUCAAUCCUUCAUAGCAUAUUUGUGAAGGGGGACACAACAAACUUUGAACUAGGAGAGGAUGACAUUGAGGUGUCAGAGCUAUAUCCGGACUUUGAGUACACAAAGAUUGACCAAAUCAUUGAUAGUUUUGUUGCUAAUCCACCAAAGCUCGAGUAUACAGCAUUUUGAUCCAUCCUAGAGUUCUUCGGUACGUACUUCUCACGGACUUCUUGGAUAUAUGAUAAGAUAAAAUAUGUCUUGUGGCUUUAGAACUUGUUCUCAAUAAUCAGUAUGAUUUGUGGAACUAAUAAGAUUGACCAACAAUCCAGUUGCUUGUAUGCUGUGCAUGAUCUCCAGUUUGCUGCAGUUUGGGCUUAUGUUUUGGUUUAGGCUUUCAAUGUUGUUUAUGUUCUGUUUUAUUUUUCAAUGUUGUGGCUUUCUGUAGUUUUAGGGGAUUUGAUGUUGUUGUUCAGUUCACUAAUUGCCUUAUUGGUUUCCAUGAAAAUGUGAAUGUUAUUUGUAAAAUUG